AUGAAGGUUGAAGAACCUAUCAACACUAAAAUUCCGAUUAUAAAAGUCUAUAUGGAGUGGUCUGAUACUAAAAAUAUUAUUCUUGAAAAGCGAACCUUGGAAGAUAAGUUAAAGGAUUAUAAAGAAAAGUCUAGUACUAAACAGAAGGUUAAUGUAGCUUCUGGUUCACGAAAAGGGAAGAUAAAUGUGAUUAUGGAAGAAGAUAUCAAUCCUGUUCUUACUGAAGAAGAGAAGAAUUAUCAAGCUGCAAGGGAUAAAGAUCUUGAUCAUUCGAAGUCUCUCAAAGUAACUCUUGAUCUAUAA
Messenger RNA from Lactuca virosa, 303 nucleotides. The record is from the annotation of a GenBank genome assembly. NCBI's taxonomy places the organism in Eukaryota, Viridiplantae, Streptophyta, Magnoliopsida, Asterales, Asteraceae.